Molecule: messenger RNA, 803 nt
Organism: Hyla sarda
Lineage: Eukaryota; Metazoa; Chordata; Amphibia; Anura; Hylidae
Gene: ZCCHC9
Product: zinc finger CCHC-type containing 9
Exons: 5
Coding region: 60-761 (233 amino acids)
Molecular function (GO): nucleic acid binding; zinc ion binding
Source: RefSeq, a predicted model, not a curated record
CAGUGAUACAACAUCCGGGUCGUUCAUGCUUGUUAGCUGUUCGGGUGCUGUACGUUGCCAUGACUCGCUGGGCCCGGCCGGGGCAGAACCAGGCGGCUGCUCGGAACCGGAAGGUGUGUGAGGCCACCCCAUGGGAAGAGCUACACCGGAGCGGACCGGCCAAGAGGGGACCCCCUACUGCAGAGAGGGCGCCCCCCAAGAAGAAAAAGAAGGCGGCCUAUGUGAAUGAAGACGUCAACGGGUUCAGGGCGAUACAGGGGGAGCAAGAGAGGAAGGAGCAGCGCAGUGAGGGAAGGAGGCUGAGGAGGCAGAACAACAAGAAGAACAACAUGGUCUGCUUCCACUGCCGAAAACCUGGUCAUGGCAUGGCCGACUGUUCAGAAGCGCUGAGAUGUCAGGAGAUGGGAACAGGAAUAUGUUUUCGUUGUGGAUCCACGGAACAUGAAAUGAAUAAAUGCAGAGCCAAAGUGGAUCCUGCACUCGGAGAGUUUCCAUAUGCCAAAUGUUUUAUAUGUGGAGAGAUGGGUCACUUGUCAAGAUCAUGUCCAGACAAUCCCAAAGGCCUCUAUGCAGAAGGUGGAGGAUGUAGGAUCUGUGGUUCUGUUGAGCAUUUUCAGAAAGACUGUCCAGAACAUAAAACAUCAGCCCAAAUGACAGUCAGCAGAUGGUCAAGCGGUAUGAGUGCAGAUCAUGAAGAUGUUCCAGUACAGGCAAAAGUGAAAAAAGUACCAACCAAAGUUCCCAAAAUUGUCACGUUUUGACAGUGUGGUCAUCCAGGAAAAUAAAUGAAUUGCAGUACAAAA